This is a messenger RNA of Clonostachys byssicola, 483 nucleotides long. Lineage: Eukaryota; Fungi; Ascomycota; Sordariomycetes; Hypocreales; Bionectriaceae. The record is from the annotation of a GenBank genome assembly.
AUGGUUGGCACCCACCGAGUCGGAGCUGCGGCAGCUCUUGUGUUAUCCUUGGCAAGCAGCGUCGCUGCAGUGCCUGAUGCUGCCCAAGGGCUCGAAGAAAAUGAGGUCUCCCAGCGAGACUUGGGCGAGUCUGUUGCUGGCCCUGAUAUCGACUACAAACUUGACGACCGUAACGACGUCGACGAACUGGCCGAGGGGCAAUUCGAGCUCUAUGUUCGUGAUCAUCUUCUCGCGCCGCGUGCCAAUGCUGACGGCACUUUCCCAUUCAAUGGCCCUGGACGACGUGCUCGUCCUCGACGAGGCCGCGGCGCCUUACUAGGCAAUGGCUUCGCAGCACGAGGCCGCGGAAACGGCUUUGGGGGAUUUGGAGGCUUCGGCAAAGCUGGCCCCCCCGAGGCUGACGACCAUCUCAAGGCUGACGGCCAGGUCAAGGAUGAUGGGCCCCUCGAAGCUGGCGGACCACCCCGGCCUCAGGGCCAAUAG